This is a messenger RNA of Notechis scutatus (mainland tiger snake), 3248 nucleotides long. It is a transcript of the gene MAN1A2, whose product is annotated as mannosidase alpha class 1A member 2. Gene Ontology annotation, molecular function: calcium ion binding; mannosyl-oligosaccharide 1,2-alpha-mannosidase activity. The record is from RefSeq and is a predicted model, not a curated record. Gene Ontology annotation, cellular component: endoplasmic reticulum; extracellular exosome; Golgi membrane. Gene Ontology annotation, biological process: carbohydrate metabolic process; mannose trimming involved in glycoprotein ERAD pathway. NCBI's taxonomy places the organism in Eukaryota, Metazoa, Chordata, Lepidosauria, Squamata, Elapidae.
GCCGAGGGUUUAAGCCGCGGCGUGGAAGAGCUUGUGUGUCACCUCUACCUGGCCGGAGGAACCAGGCUCCGGCGCCGAAUUCCGUCCCGCUAGUCCCCGCCGCGAUACCGGCUGACCCCGGGGGGGCCGUGUCGUGCGGGGCAGAAGGGCAUGAGACCGAGUCUGUCCCUGGGCUAGCUGGGCGUGCGGUGGCGGUGAUUGAAUGAGUCUCUUCCCCUCCCACCGCCACCUCCGCGCCGCUCUGGGCCUCCCUGAAGCCCCGGUUCCCAGCCAGCCUCUUCAUCCGCUGCCGCCCGCGCCGCCUUUGCUGGCUCUGGAUGAGCGCGGCCGGGCCGGAUCGAUCCCAGGCCUCUGGGAUUCGGGGGUCUGCCGGAAGCCGCUGUGAUGCCGGCUUCCCCGCGUGGGUCCGGGCUGCCUUGGUGAGGACGGGUAGCCGCUCCCGGGUGUGAGCCAGCAGUGUCAUCUUCGCUGCCGCCGCCGCCCGCCUUCGCGGCGCGAUGACGACCCCGGCUCUGCUGCCUCUUUCUGGGCGCCGGAUCCCGCCUCGCAACUUGGGUCCGUCGUCGUCCUUCCCCCAUCACAGGGCUACCUUGAGACUGUCCGAGAAGUUCAUCCUGCUGCUGAUUCUCAGUGCCUUCAUCACACUGUGUUUUGGCGCCUUCUUCUUUUUGCCGGACUCCUCGAAACACAAACGGUUCGACUUGGGCUUGGAAGACGUCUUGAUUCCUCACGUGGAUACCAGCGACGGUGGGAAAAACGCGGGUGGCUUCUUGAUCCACGGGCAGGGCCACGACCAGCACAGACACAGGGAAGAAGAAGAACGUUUGAGAAAUAAAAUUCGCGCAGAUCAUGAAAAAGCACUAGAGGAAGCAAAAGAAAAACUGAAGAAGUCAAGAGAUGAGAUCCAAGCAGAAAUUCAGACAGAGAAAAACAACAUUCUAAAAAGUUUGAAAAGCAAAAGUAGCAAUCCUCUGCCACCAGUCCCUGUGCCAAAUCUUGUAGGAAUAAACAGUGCAGAUCCAGUGGAUCCAGAUAUACGAGAAAAAAGAGAUAAAAUUAAAGAGAUGAUGAAACAUGCCUGGGAUAAUUAUCGGCAGUAUGGAUGGGGGCAUAAUGAACUGAAGCCUAUUGCUAGGAAAGGACAUUCCACAAACAUAUUUGGCAAUUCCCAGCUGGGAGCAAGCAUAGUAGAUGCAUUGGAUACCCUCUAUAUAAUGGGCCUUCAUGAUGAAUUCAGAGAAGGACAGGAAUGGAUUGAGAAUCAUCUUGAUUUUAGUGUGAACUCAGAGGUAUCAGUCUUUGAAGUCAACAUUCGUUUCAUUGGUGGCUUGCUCGCAGCUUAUUACCUCUCAGGACAGGAGCUAUUCAAGAUAAAAGCAGUGCAACUAGCAGGAAAGCUCAUCCCCGCCUUCAAUACACCCACAGGGAUUCCUUGGGCAAUGGUGAAUUUGAAAAGUGGUGUAGGUCGCAAUUGGGGCUGGGCUUCUGCUGGCAGCAGCAUCCUCUCAGAGUUCGGUACACUUCACAUGGAAUUUGUACACCUCAGCUAUCUGACUGGCAACCCUGUCUACUAUGAAAAGGUUAUGCAUAUUCGUAAGCUGCUUCAGAAAAUGGACCGUCCUAAUGGACUUUAUCCAAACUACUUGAAUCCAAGAACUGGGCGCUGGGGGCAGCAUCACACAUCCAUGGGUGGUUUGGGAGACAGUUUUUAUGAAUACUUGUUGAAAGCUUGGUUGAUGUCAGAUAAGAUGGACACGGAAGCAAGGAAAAUGUAUGAUGAUGCUAUUGAGGCCAUAGAGAAGCACCUUAUCAGAAAGUCUAAUGGGGGCCUAACUUUUAUUGGGGAAUGGAAAAAUGGGCACCUUGAGAGAAAGAUGGGCCAUCUCACAUGCUUUGCUGGGGGAAUGUUUGCCCUUGGAGCUGAUGGUUCCCGAGAUGAGAAGGCUGGACAUUAUCUACAACUUGGAGCAGAAAUUGCACAUACAUGCCAUGAAUCCUAUGACAGGACAACUUUAAAACUGGGGCCUGAAGCUUUCAAAUUUGAUGGAGGUUUAGAGGCAGUAGCAGUGCGGCAAAAUGAAAAAUACUACAUAUUAAGACCGGAGGUGAUUGAGACAUACUGGUAUAUGUGGCGAUUCACACAUGAUCCUAAGUACAGACAGUGGGGCUGGGAGGCAGCACAGGCCAUUGAUAAGUACUGCCGAGUGAGUGGUGGAUUUUCCGGGGUCAAGGAUGUCUACUCUUCAGCUCCCACAUAUGAUGAUGUACAACAAAGCUUCUUUCUUGCUGAAACUCUAAAGUAUUUAUAUCUGCUCUUCUCCAAUGAUGAUCUCUUACCUUUGGAUCACUGGGUUUUUAACACAGAAGCUCACCCCCUGCCAGUUUUACAUCUAGCCAAUACGACACUUUCAGGAAAUAAUGCAUAUCGAUAAAAACUAUUCCAGAAAAAGGACAGAACAAUCUACAUUAGCUGUGUUUUGUUUACAUGGACCACUUCAGAUUUCAGGCUUGAGAGAAGACUUAUGUGUGUUUAAAUAAGACCUUGAGAAUUAUGAGAGAAGUACUGCGCUCUUCAGCAUGUAGAUAAUUCAAAAAUUCAAUUUUAUAUGACCAAAACAAUUUGUGCAGUAUAUGGCAGGAAAAAACCUUGUAUAUUUGCAACAGAGAAGGUGGCGCAUGAUUUUGAAGGAUUGAAAGGCUGAAGUUAAAUAUACCAGCCACAGGAACAAGCUGCAACUAUUGAGAUUGACCAUUGUAGUAAACAUUGUCCUGCCCAAAUAAUGUGGAUUCCUGAUAGUUUAUCAUUUGCUUUCCCCCAACCCCCUACUUGGUGGCAUGAGCAAAGCAAUGCAAGGCAACAAAAGUGCACUAAUAGCACCCAGAUUUCAAGUUCUUUGACUGCUAUUUUGAAAUGUCUAAACAUCUUCAUCAGUCUGUUCAGACUGGCAACCAAUCCCAGUGCCUCUGAGACCCUUGCCUCUUUUUAUUAUCAAUAAUGAUGUGCAUCGACCAUUUGUUCUUCUUGUUCAUGAGUAAAUGGAUUAGGGAAAGGAUCAGCAACUUAUUUCAAUCUGUCACUUUAGGAUAUGGAAAUCUUCAUUCAGUGCAGAGGUUUUUUUGCACCAUCAUGACAAAAUUGCCCGAUGAUGUUUAUCAUUUGGCCAAGAUUUCUUUCAACUAAGUUGCAAUAACUAACAUUUGUCUAUGAAUCCUGGAGUUUCACAAGGAUCUCACUCUUUUUAUUUGUA